Raphanus sativus (radish) is the source of this 1590-nucleotide messenger RNA. RefSeq lists its product as uncharacterized. The record is from RefSeq and is a predicted model, not a curated record. The transcript has 11 exons. NCBI's taxonomy places the organism in Eukaryota, Viridiplantae, Streptophyta, Magnoliopsida, Brassicales, Brassicaceae. Gene Ontology annotation, molecular function: DNA binding. Gene Ontology annotation, biological process: DNA recombination; DNA repair; DNA replication. The coding region runs from base 1 to 1590 and encodes 529 amino acids. Gene Ontology annotation, cellular component: nucleus.
AUGGCUCCGAUGAAUCGUAUCUCCGAGUUGAAACCAUUUAAAUCCAUGUGGAAGAUUAAGGUCAAGAUCAUCCGUUUAUGGAACCAGUUUUCACCUGCGGGUGGUGAAACCAUUGAGCUGGUUUUCGUCGAUGCAUGGGGAGACAAAAUACAUGGAACCGUCAAGAAAGAUGAAGUUGCUCAAUUCAGAGAUGUGCUAAAGCAGGGUAAAACCAAACUUCUCAUCAACUUCACCGUGACUCAUUGCUCCGGUCCUUAUCGCACAACCAAACAUCUUUACAAGAUUGUGUUCCUUCCUACUACCCGUGUCCGUAUCUGUGAGGUCUUGCCUAAUAACUUGACUGGGUUGGUUCCGGUUAACUACCGUGACGUUUUGAAUGGUACCCUCAAUGAAGAUUUCUUGGUUGAUGUGAUUGGACAAAUUGUUGAGGUCUCUCAUCUCGAGGUUGUUUCAGUCAACGGGAAGGACAUCCAAAAAAUUGCUUUGGAGCUGCAAAAUAACGAAGACGACCGUCUACCCUUAGUUUUAUGGGGGAAGUUUGCGGAGGAUAUCAGUGAAGCUGUCCAACUGCGUUCUGUGAACAAAAUAGUCUGUGUUGUGAGGUUUGGAAAAAUCAAACAGUGGAAAGGAGUGCGAAGCAUCUCCAAUGCAUACAACAUCUCGGACGUCUCGCUAAAUCCACGUAUGGAUGAGCUAGAUGCCUUUUUUCAUCUGCUACCUAAAGGUGAUUUGAAAUUAACUAUGGUUGAUUCUAAACCUAGCCUUUCAUUGUCGAAUGAAGUGUCUGUGAAGGAUGACUUUUUUAUUCACACACCUAGGAAAACAAUAGCAGAAUUAUUUGAAUCGAAACAGGUGGAGAGGUGUAUUGUGAUGGCUACAAUUGCGGCUAUUGAUUCUGACAUGGGUUGGUAUUACCUGAGCUGCAAGGUGUGUGCAAAGAAGGUUCUAACAGUACCUUCUGACAACUAUGAUGAUGGAGAUGAUCACGAUGUUCUUGCACACAAUUACUAUUGUCCCAAAUGCAAGACUCACAGUCCCAAACUGUUGCCAAGGUACAAGCUACAUCUGGUGGUCUUUGACAAUACCCUAGACUGCAAGUUUAUCGUCUUUGACAAUCUUGCACUUCAACUGUUGCACCAGCCAUGUAUUGAGCUGACUGGUCCAGUGGCUGAUGAGAUUCAAGAUCCUGAUGUGUUGCCCCCCAUACUACACGAUCUGAAGGGAAAAACUUUCUUUUUUAAGAUUGGGAUUGAGAAAGAUAAUUUUGUUUACAAGCACGACACAUUUAAGGUCCUUAACAUUAUCACAAAUCCUGGUAUGAUAACUGAGUACGAAGCGACUCAGACUCCGACGGGAAGUGAAAACAUGGUGUGUGAACACAUGGUAAUUGGUGGAGUUUCAACUCAGUCUGAUGCACCCGACGGAUCGGUGAACGAUCAUGGUUAUUCGGAUUAUGCUAAUGGACCGAUACCAGGUAAGCGCAGCAGGCCACCAAUCGUCAAUUUGGAGAACGCUUUUGAUCAGUACUCUGUUACAAGAAUGGCGUGUUCCGUAAGGAUGAAGAAAGAAAAGAUCGAGAGAAGUGGCUAG